AUGCUGCUUUCAAAAGGUCUGAUGGUCGUGGCCCCUGAGUGGGUCUGUGGUAAGUCUAAAGUGGGUCUGUGUGGGUCUGUGGUGGGUCUGAAGUGGGUCUGUGGUGUGUCUGUGGUGGGUCUGAAGUGGGUCUGUGGUGUGUCUGUGGUGGGUCUGAAGUGGGUCUGUGGUGUGUCUGUGGUGGCUCGCUGGUGGACUGGCAGGUAUCUCUGCUUUGCUCUUCUGUGGUGA
Molecule: messenger RNA, 231 nt
Organism: Knipowitschia caucasica
Lineage: Eukaryota; Metazoa; Chordata; Actinopteri; Gobiiformes; Gobiidae
Source: the annotation of a GenBank genome assembly